Gregarina niphandrodes is the source of this 1260-nucleotide messenger RNA. RefSeq names its product putative pre-rRNA-processing protein ESF1. The coding region runs from base 1 to 1260 and encodes 419 amino acids. Gene Ontology annotation, molecular function: RNA binding. The transcript has a single exon. NCBI's taxonomy places the organism in Eukaryota, Apicomplexa, Conoidasida, Eugregarinorida, Gregarinidae. The record is from RefSeq and is a predicted model, not a curated record. Gene Ontology annotation, biological process: rRNA processing.
AUGGGUUGCGAUUGGAACACAAUUGCGGCGUCGGACUUGUUUGUAUUGUGUCACAGCAGUGUGGACGGUGCCAAGACCUACGAAGAGGGUACGCCGAUGUCUACAUCGAACCCGAUGGUUCCCGGUUCGAUUCCAGGGUCCGGAAUUCGGGCGCCGUUGCGAAGCGACAAGAUCAUAAGAGUGGGUGUGUAUUUGUCGGAUUUCGGUGCCGAAAAGUUGGAACAAGAGCGCAUCCAUGGUCCAUCGUUUGAGGAGUUGGAGUUGAUAGAGAGGCGCAACGCUGAGUUGAAGAAUAAUGAUGGGGAGAUAAGUGAGGCGACGGCGUUGGCGAUCCGGAAGUAUGAUCGACAGCGUGCACGUUAUUACUAUGCGGUGGUGGAAUGUGUAGAUGUACAUACGGCGGAGGAGUUGUAUAGUCAGUUGGAUGGAAUGGACGCAGACUUUGCGGUCGACGGUAUCGACCUGCGAUAUGUCCCGGACGACCUCCAAAAAUUCCCGCGACAACCAGAAUCAGAGUGCACCGCACUGCCACACAAUUACGUACCACCCGUCACCUUCGACUCCAGCUUGAAACAUACUCACGCCGAACUCCAUUGGGAUGAACCUGAUCCCCGCCGGCAUCAACUCCUCACUAAACGCCAUACCGAAGAGGAAAUGAACGCCAUAGACCUCGAACAAUACCUCGCCUCCACCGACACCAGUGACCAGGAAGAUGACGCCGAACGCAUUCGAGAGGUCCGCAAACUCCUACUCGGCAACACCGCAGAACCAGAAUCAGACGAUUCAGCGAAGGAAGGCACCUUCUUCAUCUCCGCUUCCGGAAACCCCGUCAGGGUCGACGCCGGCGAAACGGAGGCGGAGAUGAGCGACCGAGAAGGAGAAAACGCUAAGACGAAGAAACGCCCAGCCAAAGAGCGGUUAACGAAAGAGGACUCAGAGACUCGGAAAAAAGCGACUCGCUCGAAACGUUCCGGUUUUGCACUGCUUAGCGGCGAUCCGGAACAGGACGCGGAUUCCGAAUCGGAUGAGGGCAUCGGGGACAUACUCCUCGCUCAUGUGUCGGAUGGUCAGGAUUCCUCUGACUCUCAUUCUGAGCGCAAGCCCAAGGGACGCAAGAGCAUUCGCCAACGCCGAAAAAACGCUUUAGCCCAACACCGCCAGAAGAAGCGAGAACGCGAUAACACACAAUACGUCGAGAGCCUCGUCAAAAAGGACGAACGCUUCGGCGCACUGUUCAACGACCCGGCGCAUUUUGCCUAA